UGUCAGCCAAUGCAACACAGCUUUACCGUUGGUGUAGAUGCAGGUUGACGACAUAGGCGGGGCAAGUCUUGGACGAUCUACUGCAGUGUUUUUUUGCCCAAACGGUUGAGGCACGAUGGCGAGGCCCUGUCAUGACGCACCCAAUCCAAACUGCGCCGCGGCAGGUCAUGGACAGGCCUUGGCAAGCUGGUGGAGACGAGCCGGUGCUGGCAAACGUUCAAGAUUCUGGAUGUGGUCAGGGAUGCGCAGAUCUGUUCGAUGAUCUUGCGGAGGGCGCGAUGAGGCAGAGGCAGAUCUCCCAGAGCCUGCAAAGCAUUGCCUCGGGUUACGUCCGGAAUACUGCGAGUCUCUUUGCUUCUAACGGUCUAGACGCCGACCACUGGCAAAGAGAGACCUCACAGACUUUGGAGGAGAUUCACAAUUCGGGAACUGUCCGAGCCCGAGCUCGCCAAUUUGAGGUGCCCGUUUCUCCGAAGGCGCCCCGCUCGCAGAUUGCGGGGAGGAUACGAGCUCGAAGAUUUGUAACGGCGGCCACUGACGUUGUGAAGACGCUGCAGUGCAUCACGGAGGACCGGCUCGACCAAGUCAAGACUCCCAUGAUGGAGUUGCAGGUCGGUGAGGGUGGUGUGGCGGUAGGGCAUCUCUGCUCUGAUGCCAUGUUCUCGUUGCCUACGAUGGGGGCUCUCUCAGAAGACUGCGAUGAGAGGUCCCCAGUUCCAGAGUCGCCCGUCUUACCACCGACCACGGGGAUCAUGCGAACUCGAGGGUCUGCGACGGUGGCGGCUGAUGAUGCUGAGAAGCUGCAGUGCAUCUCGGAGGAAGGACUCGGCCACGUUCAGGCUCCCGUGCUGGAUCUGCCAGCUGUUGAGAGUGAUGUGGCGGCGGAGGAGCUCAAAGGCACCAACGAGAUGCCCGUGGGAUGCUCGACAAUGAUCCGAAGCGUGACAGAGCACUGUGAUUCCCACCUCGAGUCCAACGAGAAGCCAGCCCGAAGCUGCUCGGCUCCCGCCCUGACGCACUUCUACUGCCUAUACCUCGACGACGUUGAGGGACACACCAGCGCAGUGAGGCUGUCAUCGGAGUCCUCCUCGUCGUCGGACUGCGACCUGGCGGUCGAUGCCGCUGAGGCUUCGAUCUGGGGAGAUGUAUUUGUGAAGCGCAUCCAGGCUUGGUUUCGAAGGCGCGCAGAGCGGUGCAAGGCUGAGGCUCUUGCUCAUGGUGAGGCCGUUGCGCAGAAACAGCAAGAGCUCUCGCUACAUAAUGACAUAGAGCAGUUUGCGAAUGGUGGCCUUCCUCAAGCUUUUCAGGAGCGCGUGCAAACCAGAGCUUACUACUCUUUUCUCAACGGCUGUCUAGAUGAACAGAGCAAUUAUUUCAAUGCCUUGAAGGUUGAGCUGGAGCUUGCAUAUACAGCCAGCCGGUCAGAACGGGACCUCGCUGUACUCGGUGCAUAGUCAGGGGCGUGGUUUCCCGGCCGCACCCGCUCCAGAGCAUUUUCGUUGCUGCUCAGUUGAUGUCCCAGAGCAUGUGACCACAUUUCCAAAAGUCGGGGGCCUGGAUCAGUAUAGUGCUGUACUGUAGUGGCCUCCGGCCAGUGCCGCCGAUCUGGGGCGCUCCCGAUGGUGCUCGGCUUCGCUUGGAGGCCGAUGGGGCCGUCGUGGGGCCUCUCAGAGCCGUCGCAGGAGGAGGCCUCUUGACGGGAUCUUGGAGCCUCCUGGGGGUUGCUUGGAAGCCUGUUUGGUUGUCUCAGAGCUAUAGUUCAGACUGCAGGUUGUAGCUUGUUAGGCUUUUGACAGCUCGCACGCCAUAUCGGCGGAUUUCGCCCCAGACAUCCUUUUCCAUCGACGGCGGUGGAUACUGAUACGCCUAGGAGAGCCGAGGAAAUUAUGAACAAAACGCCGGCGCCGUUGCGAGAGGGUGGCCAGGC
Messenger RNA from Prorocentrum cordatum, 1927 nucleotides. The record is from the annotation of a GenBank genome assembly. NCBI's taxonomy places the organism in Eukaryota, Dinophyceae, Prorocentrales, Prorocentraceae.